UCCCCAGCCCGGCCGGCUCCUCCGGCCAUGCACUGCCAAGGCGAGAUGCGGCAGCUGAAGGCAGCCAGGCGGCGCUACAAGACCUUCAUGAUCGACGAGAUCCUCUCCCGGGAGACCUGCGACUACUUCGAGAAGCUCUCCCUCUACUCCGUCUGCCCCUCGCUCGUCGUCCGGCCCAAACCGCUCCACUCCUGCACCGGUUCCCCUUCUCUGAGGGCCUAUCCUCUCAUCUCCGUCAUCACCAGGCAACCCUCUGGAGUCUCCCACUUCAUCCCCGCAGCAGGCGCUUCUCGAGUCCUGUCUCCCCACCCACCUUCAGGAAGCAACUGCUCAGAGACACAGGCCAGUGAAACUCACGGGAGCAGCGAAUCAGAGACGGAGCAGCCCACCCCGCGCUUGAAAAAGCCUCGCCGCAGCCGGACCAUCUUUACGGAACUGCAGCUCAUGGGGCUGGAGAAGAAAUUUCAGAAACAGAAAUAUCUAUCCACUCCAGACAGGCUGGAUCUUGCCCAGUCACUGGGCUUAACUCAACUCCAGGUGAAGACUUGGUAUCAGAAUCGCAGGAUGAAAUGGAAGAAAAUGGUUCUGAAAGGUGGCCAGGAAGCUCCCACGAAGCCCAAAGGCCGCCCCAAGAAAAACUCUAUCCCCACCUCAGAAGAGAUUGAAGCUGAGGAGAAGAUGAACAGCCAAACUCAGAAGCAGGCCUCGGAGGGAGGCCAGGCAGUGGAAGAGCCUGACUCAACCAAGGAGCAAUUAGACACCCCCUCAGAGACAGCGGAGGCCCCUGAACACACACCAGAAACCUCCCCAGAGGAGACAACAUCAAGUUAAAAGAGAGAGAGAGAGAAAGUGAGCUGGGGGGAAAAGAAAGAGAACAAUGUAUAAACCGGAAGCGUGUAUACUUUGUGCCUUACGAAAUCAACCAAAUGCCAUGGGUCGCUGAGGAGGAGAGUGACCCAAUGUAAUCAGUGACAAUUUCCCCCUUUCCCCAGGUUGUGUGUACAACAGAUAUCAUGGGGCAGGGGGCCCUGAGUGCUUCUCCACAUGUGACUGCAUGCUUAGAAACUUGAGACUCUGGAGGCACCAGAGAAGCUGAAACCUCCCUUAGCUGUCCGAAGAUGCUCUUUUGUGACAGCACUAUGCCAGAGAGAUUGGUUCAUUGUCUUGCCAUUAUCAUCCUGACUUUCAAAAUGGGUACAGAACAGCCACUGCUGAGAAGCGAGGGCUUUCUGUUUUCUGGCAGAGUUUUCUUCUGUAACCAGCACUUAAUUGGGGAAGGGACAAAGCAUUUUAUAGAGGGUGUCUAAAACGUGCAAUGUGGGUAUCUACCAUUCUAAAAAAAGCUAUUGAGGGGAGAUAGUGUUGCCAACUUUGGGUUGAGAAGUUCCCAGAGAUUUGGGGUGGAACUUGGGGAAGGGGCACAGGUUGGGAUGGAAAGGAGCCUUAGCUGCUCAUAAUGCCAUAGAUUUCAUCCUCCAAAGCAGCUGUUUUCUCCAUGGAAACUGAUCUCUGUAGUCUGGAGAUCAAUUGUAUUUCUUGGAGGUCUCUAAGCCCUACCUGGAGAGGCUGCAAACUCUGAGUUGGGAAAUUCCUGAUUUUGGGGACGGGGGGGUUGGAACCUAGGGAGGCCAGGGUUUGGGUUGUGGAAUGUCAUAAAGCCCACCCUCCAAAGCAGCCACUUUCUCCAGGGGAACUGAUCUCUGGCAUCUGGAGAUCAGUUGUAAUUCUGGGAGAUUUGAGUUGCUAGCUCUUUGUUGGGAAAUACCUGGAGAAUUUGGGGGGUGGAGCCUGGAGAAGGCAGGGUUUGAGGAAGUAAGGGAUCUCAGCAGGGUAUAAUGCCAUACAGUCCACCCUUCAAAACAGCCAUUUCUUCCAGGGGAACUGCUCUUGGUUGUCUGGAGACCAAUUAUUAUAGCAGGAGAUCAUCAGAUGCCACCUGGAGGUUGGUAACCCUAGGAGAUCUCUAGGCUCUAUAUGGAGGUUGGCAUCCCUAAGAACAUUUGGAUUUGUGUGUUUCAGGAAGAUCUACAGCUGCUGUCAGGCUUGUGGAACCCAGUGCAAGGGGGGUUGGAGACUUCCAAUGGAGCAAGGAGGGCAAAGAAAACAGCAGCAGUAGAACCAACCAUUAGUCGGGCUGCACUAUCCAGUGUAUUGGGUCCGUGGAAGCAGAGGCAGGCAAUCGCAAACCACCUCUGCCCAUCUGUUGCCUAGAAAACCUGCAGGGUUGCUAUAAUUCAGUUGUAACUUGGCAGCACUUUCUAUUAUCAAGUUCAGUCGAACUUGUUCUCAAACCUGAAUUAAUCCAUGAGAUAUGCAGAUAUUUGUAUAUGAAUAAAAACAAUUGUUUGGAAUGGUUCUGGGGAAAUUGUUUUUUAAAGGACGUUAUUAUUUUAGAGUCAUUAUUUUUUAAAAAAAUAACAAAUACAGUGCUGCAACUUUUAGCUGCCAUUGUGCAAGCAGGGUUAUUUUUUUUACAGAAAGUUUUUCACAGUUGUAUGAUGUUAUUUUGGGUGGGGGUUAUCGGUUCUGCCGAGCUUCCACAUCAGUUAAUCUAAACAAUCUGUGAGCUGAAAGUUGCGGCGCUUGUUUGUUGUCAUUGAAAAA
Heteronotia binoei (common prickly gecko) is the source of this 2604-nucleotide messenger RNA. RefSeq names its product BARX homeobox 2 (gene BARX2). Gene Ontology annotation, molecular function: DNA-binding transcription factor activity, RNA polymerase II-specific; RNA polymerase II transcription regulatory region sequence-specific DNA binding. The transcript has 4 exons. Gene Ontology annotation, biological process: regulation of transcription by RNA polymerase II. The coding region runs from base 28 to 831 and encodes 267 amino acids. Lineage: Eukaryota; Metazoa; Chordata; Lepidosauria; Squamata; Gekkonidae. The record is from RefSeq and is a predicted model, not a curated record. Gene Ontology annotation, cellular component: nucleus.